CACUAUUGCAAAGGUGGAAGUUUUCUUUUUUUAUACAAAAAUUACGGUUAAGCAAAAAUUAUUUACCCAUCAAUGGAGAAAACAUCAUUUUUUGAGAGCCAAACUCAGAUGCCAUCACAGUUUACUUACUCGAUCACGAGUCCUGACGAUAAAAAUCUGAAACGUAAACGACGAAGGAAAUCCCCAAACCAACAAAUAGCUCAGAGACACGCAGCAAAUCUCCGUGAACGAAAACGUAUGCAAAGCAUUAACGAAGCAUUCGAGGGACUUAGAAAACACAUCCCGACAUUGCCUUACGAGAAAAGACUGUCCAAAGUGGAUACAUUACGCUUGGCAAUAGGUUACAUUGGAUUUUUAACAGAGAUGAUCAACUCUGAUAUGAGUCACAGUCAAGCUUUGCAACCUUCACGAACAGAACAACCAAGAAAAGUGAUGAUAUGUCAUCGAGGAUUCGCUUCUCAGAAUGAAUACGGCCUUCCACCGUUAACUGGCCAUUCACUAUCAUGGACUGACUCCAAAAAGACCAAACCCGUAACAUCAACUAUGACUGCGAAGAUUUGGACACCCGAAGACCCUAGAAUGGAUAAUCCUUCAAUGUUUACGUCUCCGUUAUGAAAGUACAACGACGCCUUAGUCUUACUUGGGGGAAACAAAGUUAAUGCCAAUUGUAUUUUAACAAAGUUCAAAUUAUUUUUUGAUAAACACAAAAAUAUGCUGCUACAUAGAGACAUGAAUAAGAUGGAUUUGCACUUUUUGUGUGCUUUCCUUGCUUAUCGAUAGGAUAUCCUCGACCUGGCGUGUCGUCAGACUGUAAUAUAGUGGACUGCUUGGUUAAGAUAAAAAGGAAAUAUUUAAAUAGAAAUCUAACAAAUCUUGUAAAUAGCUUUAAUAGUCAAUUUUUUCACAUCAA
This is a messenger RNA of Actinia tenebrosa (Australian red waratah sea anemone), 910 nucleotides long. Its product is annotated as pancreas transcription factor 1 subunit alpha. Gene Ontology annotation, molecular function: DNA-binding transcription factor activity, RNA polymerase II-specific; RNA polymerase II transcription regulatory region sequence-specific DNA binding; protein dimerization activity. The record is from RefSeq and is a predicted model, not a curated record. NCBI's taxonomy places the organism in Eukaryota, Metazoa, Cnidaria, Anthozoa, Actiniaria, Actiniidae. Gene Ontology annotation, biological process: developmental process; regulation of transcription by RNA polymerase II.